Molecule: messenger RNA, 609 nt
Organism: Capsicum annuum
Lineage: Eukaryota; Viridiplantae; Streptophyta; Magnoliopsida; Solanales; Solanaceae
Product: wall-associated receptor kinase-like 20
Exons: 1
Coding region: 1-609 (202 amino acids)
Molecular function (GO): polysaccharide binding
Source: RefSeq, a predicted model, not a curated record
AUGAUUGCUUUGGUACUCUUUCUUUCUCUCUUUCCAUUUGCUUCUGUCUCAUCAUAUCCUAAUAAUUGUCCAAAAUGUGGCACAAUGGAUGUUCCAUACCCUCUAAGUACUAGUGAUGAUUGUGGUAAUCCUAACUACAAAGUUUAUUGUAACAAUGACACCUUAGAGUUCUUGUCAUCUGUAGGAUUUUAUUACAAAAUCCUCAGUAUCAAUCCAUAUACAUCUAGGUUUAUCAUUCGCCCUCCUUUCAUCUCUUGCCAAUCCUGUGAUCUUUCUCUGGGUGGCUUUAAGAUUGAUGAAAAUUCUCCUUUUAACGUAUCUUCGCGAAACAUGAUCAUGUUAUUUAAUUGUUCUGAGAAUAUUUUCUUGUUCCCAUUGAACUGUUCUUCGAGCAGCCCGUGUAGGCGGUUCGAGGAGGCGAAUCAAGGAAGGAACUGUAAGAACACAUUGUGUUGCAGUUACUUGAAAGAUGCAUCCGUCACUUCGCAUAGAAUUAGGAUUAGAGAUGGAGGAUGCACUGCUUAUAUAUCUCUGGUGGAUUUUAAGACAGAAGAGUCUAUCAAUGCAUGGCGUUAUGGCAUUGAGCUACAGUGGAUACCCCCAAACUAA